AUGAGUAAAAGAUUUUUACUUAGAAAAGGUAGAAACAAAGUAGUCACAGUUCGAGGAGAACAGUCUUAUAAGACCGAUCUUGGAGAGUAUACGUCCGUAUUUAAAAAAGGACAGACAGUAAGCAGCAUUAUACAGUCUGAAGUACCUCAUGGUGUUAUGCCCAAUCAGGCGAAACUUAACGACGUAAAGGUUCUAAUAGAAAAACACUGGGGUAAGGAAUGGCAUGCGUUAGAGAAUCUGCAGUACUACAGUGAAGUUCUAAAGAAGUAUGAUGAAUCUCCCCUCGUUGACAGCGCGGAAGUUGAGGCUGGAAACUUAUGUGAACCAGUUGAGGAAAUUCCCGAUUUAGUGGUCUAA
Acanthoscelides obtectus is the source of this 357-nucleotide messenger RNA. The record is from the annotation of a GenBank genome assembly. Lineage: Eukaryota; Metazoa; Arthropoda; Insecta; Coleoptera; Chrysomelidae.